AUGACCCAUCCUGAGGGUGAUGGCUACUUAACCUGGAUGCCUCUUAGCACCGAGCCGGUCAAGCUUACUAUUAAGGUCACAGACAAGUUCUCCAGCUCCCUCUUUACCCCCAUUCUACGUAUCUGCAACUGUCUUAAUGGAGGGACCUGUCUGUCUGACAGCAUCAUUGAAAACCACUUGCAUGGAAAGUUCCAGGUGUUAGGGUGCCUAUGCCCAAAAGGGUUGAGUGGCAAGUUUUGCGGGAACAUCGCGGAUCCAUGCAAAGGCAAGCCGUGUUUCCGAGGGGUGCAGUGCCAAUCCGAUUUAAAGAAUGGGAACUUCAACUGUGGACAGUGCCCUGAUAAUACUGUGUCCGAUGGAAAGCAGGGAUACAAGUGCUUUGAGCAUGACAUGUGCUUGCCUCCUUUCACCUUCCCCUGCCACGUAGAUGCGACUUGCUCUAGUACAAAGCAAAACUAUACCUGCACGUGUAAACCUGGCUUUUUCGGCGAUGGACUUAAUUGUACAGAUAUAGACGAGUGUGCUGACAUGUCGACUUGUCCCAAUGCCAAGUUUGAAUGUAAGAACAAACCAGGAUCUGUCGACUGCUUCUGCAGAUACCAGAAUGCUAUGGACUCUGACAGAUGUGGUGACUCUGCCAAUCCACCAGGGGGUAAUGUGUUCAAUGUGUCUGUGGACUGGAGGAGGAACAGAGCUGACGGACUUAAGCAGCUUGUAAAUAUAUUGUCCCUGGGAUUCCAGAACAAAUUCUAUAAUGCCAGUAAGAAAGAGCCUGGACAGAGUCCCAGUCCACGUCUGGUUGAGUAUCGCAUUAAUAUGUCCAGUGACACACCUCACUGGUACAUCAGAGACUACCUGGCCAGAGUCAGCAGCCACUAUGACAUCGGUGCCAUAGAAGUUGAUGAUCUGGAUGAGUGUAAGGCCAAGGAGGCGGCGUGUGUGCACCCUGCCCUUUGCACCAACACUUAUGGAGGCUACAGGUGUGUGUGCAACGGCACUACUGAUGUGGAUGAAACACAGUCCUGUGUAUUAAAUAGAGACAAUAUGAACAAGACCAUCAACAACUUAGAUCUCAUACUGGGCCUGGUUCUGGGCAUUGGCAUCCCCCUGCUGCUCCUUCUGGCUGCACUGGCCUUUUUCUGCUGCUGUUGGAAGAGAACAGUGACUGGAGAUCACACACGGGAACCAGACAAUCCUCAGCCCUUCAACUACGCUGACCCAACUCUGCACUACAUAACCCAUUGCAGUCCCCGGAUUAUAGACAACAUCACACCCCGUCAACGCAUCAGAUAGCACAAGCUAAAUUUACACAGUUUCACACAGCAUGUGCAUGUUUUUUGGUGGUUUUUUUUUCUUACACUUUUGGGACACACAAUAAAUACAUAAUGCACACAAACAUGCAAAAAAAAAAAUACCACAAGCACUUUUGAAGCAGAUGUUUUAUGAUGAAGAUGGAUGACUUAUUUAUAUUGUGAAAAACAAGUAAAGCUAAGUGACUUUUGACAUUUAUUUCCACUAUGUUUUACGUGGAUGUUUAGAUUUUUGCUCCUGCUUACAACUGUUUACAAUCAAAGUCAGCAGCAGAAAAAGACUAUCUCUUGGGAAUAUAAAAGUCAUCCACUGCAGGGCCUUUGCCUUCUGGCUGAAAUGCAGCCAAGAGUCUUUGAUGGCCUCAUUAGCAUCUGCCAAAUACCUGGCAUCAAACUGCUACCCUUUGUCCAGAAAAGUUUUUAUCUAUUGCAUCACUCUUCUCCAUGCAAUUAAUCUUAAAAUCUACAACAGAACAUUUAUUUUGAAGCUAAAUUUGAAUUCAUUCUCUUUUUUUGAGACGUCAAUGUCUUUAAAAUUAUACAUGCAGAUAUUGCUAACUCUGAAACCAUGGACACUCUUUAUUCUAAAUUAAGGAUACUAUAGAUUAAAACGUUUAGGUACAGUAUGUGAAAUACCUUUAAUCAGUCACUUGAAUUUCUCAUCUACUGAACACGAGAAUUGUUCUUCCUUAAAAAAAAUAUGAUAUUCGCUCACCUGCCUUGACUCACAUAUGAUUUUAAAUGAUAUCCCAUUCUAAAUCCAUAUGGUUUAAUAUAAUGUUGGUUUCACCUUUGCAGCUAUAAAAACUUCAACUAUUGUGGGAAAGCGUUCAACAAGGUUUAGGAGUGAGUUUAUGCAAUUUUUUUCCUGUUCUUUCUGGAGCAUAUUUGUGCGGUCACACACUGAGAAGGCCUGGCUCACUGUCCACUCAAAAUCAACCAAAAGUGUUCUAUGGGGUUGAUGGCAGGACUCUGUGGAGGCCAGUCAAGUUCAUCCAUCCCAAAUUCUCUCAUCCAUUUCUUUAUAGACUUUAUUUCGUGCAUUGGUCCACAGACAUGUUGGAACAGGAAGGGGUAAUCCCCAAACUGAUUGACUGUCCAAAAUCUCUUGGUAUGCCAAAGCAUUGAGAGUUCCUUUCACUGGAACUCAGGGGUUAAUAUUUUGGAUCCUUUUAGCAACUUUAUAAUUCAGGAACAAAUAAGCACAUUACAAUGUGUUGAAGCUAUGCAAGUGGGCUAGCAUAAUCUAUAUUUUAAUCUGACCAAGCAGAAUAUCUGCAGAUGUGUUGCCAGAUACAUUGAAUAUGAUUCAAUAAACGUAUACUAUCCUAACUGCAGUGUUGGGAAGAUUAGUUUGGAAAUGUAGCUGGUUACAAUUACAAGU
Messenger RNA from Phyllopteryx taeniolatus (common seadragon), 2694 nucleotides. Its product is annotated as mucin-like protein. The record is from RefSeq and is a predicted model, not a curated record. Gene Ontology annotation, molecular function: calcium ion binding. Bases 1 to 1293 code for a protein of 430 amino acids. The transcript is spliced from 11 exons. NCBI's taxonomy places the organism in Eukaryota, Metazoa, Chordata, Actinopteri, Syngnathiformes, Syngnathidae.